Molecule: messenger RNA, 1962 nt
Organism: Aureobasidium vineae
Lineage: Eukaryota; Fungi; Ascomycota; Dothideomycetes; Dothideales; Saccotheciaceae
Source: the annotation of a GenBank genome assembly
AUGGCGAGACGCUCAGGAACCGAGUCACGCUUUGCGUGGUCAACCAUCUUCUACCUCCUCCUGGUGCUUCUUGCGCCCAUGGUGCUCUUCGGCUCCAAUGCCAGCGCUCAGGACAGCGGCGAGAAGGCCAUCUCCGGCCCCGUCAUCGGUAUCGAUCUCGGAACCACCUACUCUUGUGUCGGUAUCAUGAAGGGCGGCAAGGUCGAGAUUCUGGUCAACGACCAGGGUAACUGUAUCACCCCCUCCUACGUCGCCUGGAACGACGAGGAGAGACUUAACCAGUACGCAGCCAACCCCGAGAGAACCGUCUUCGACAUCAAGCGUUUGAUCGGCCGCAAGUUCAACGACAAGGACGUUCAGCGUGACAUGAAGCACUUCCCCUUCAAGGUUGUCAACAAGAACGGCCAACCCAGAGUCCAGAAGACUUUCACCCCUGAGGAGGUCAGUUCUAUGAUCUUGGGCAAGAUGAAGGAAGUCGCCGAGUCGUACCUCGGUGAGAAGGUCACCAACGCUGUUGUUACCGUCCCCGCCUACUUCAACGACGCCCAGCGUGCCGCCACCAAGGACGCUGGUACCAUCGCCGGCCUCAACGUUCUCCGUGUCGUCAACGAGCCCACCGCCGCCGCCCUCGCCUACGGCCUGGACAAGACCGACAAGGAACGCCAGAUCAUCGUCUACGAUCUCGGUGGUGGUACUUUCGAUGUUUCCAUCCUCACUGUCGACGACGGUGUUUUCGAGGUUCAGGCUACUGCCGGUGAUACUCAUCUCGGUGGUGAGGACUUCGAUCAGAGAGUUAUCGACUACUUUGUCAAGACCUACAACAAGAAGAACGAUGUCGACAUCACCAAGAACCUCAAGACCAUGGGUAAGCUGAAGCGUGAGGUCGAAAAGGCCAAGCGCACUCUGUCUUCUCAGAUGAGCACCCGCAUCGAAAUCGAGGCCUUCUUCGACGGCGCCGACUUCUCCGAGACUUUGACCCGUGCCAAGUUCGAGGAGCUGAACAACGACCUCUUCAAGAAGACCCUCAAGCCCGUCGAACAGGUCCUCAAGGACGCCAAGCUUAAGAAGAGCGACAUCGACGACGUUGUCCUUGUUGGUGGUUCCACUCGUAUCCCCAAGGUUCAGGCCAUGCUCGAGGAGUUCUUCGGAAAGAAGGCCAGCAAGGGUAUCAACCCCGAUGAGGCCGUCGCCUACGGUGCCGCCGUCCAGGGUGGUGUUUUGUCUGGUGAGGCCGAGGCUAGCCAGGUUGUCCUUAUGGAUGUCAACCCUCUUACCCUCGGUAUUGAGACCACUGGCGGUGUCAUGACCCACCUGAUCAAGCGUGGCACUACCAUCCCCACCAAGAAGUCCCAGAUCUUCUCGACCGCCGCAGACAACCAGCCCGUUGUCUUGAUCCAAGUCUUCGAGGGUGAGCGUUCCAUGACCAAGGACAACAACCAGCUCGGCAAGUUCGAGCUUACCGGUAUCCCCGCCGCUCCCCGUGGUGUUCCUCAGAUCGAGGUCUCUUUCGAGCUCGACGCCAACGGUAUCCUCAAGGUCAGCGCUGGCGACAAGGGCACUGGUAAGAGCGAGAGCAUUACCAUCACCAACGACAAGGGCCGUUUGAGCGCCGAGGAAAUUGAGCGUAUGGUUGAGGAAGCUGAGAAGUACGCCGAGGAGGACAAGGCAACCCGCCAGCGCAUCGAGUCCCGUAACGGCCUCGAGAACUACGCUUUCUCCCUGAAGAACCAGGUCAAUGACGAGGACGGUCUCGGUGGCAAGAUUGACGACGAUGACAAGGACACUCAGGCUCAGGACUGGCUCGAUGACAACGCCGCCGAUGCCACCGCCGAGGACUUCGAUGAGCAGAAGGAGAAGCUCAGCAACGUCGCUUACCCCAUCACCAGCAAGCUUUACGGCGGCGCUGGCGGUGCCGGAGGUAUGCCUGACUACGAUGACGAACCCAGCCACGACGAGCUGUAA